Molecule: messenger RNA, 739 nt
Organism: Camponotus floridanus (Florida carpenter ant)
Lineage: Eukaryota; Metazoa; Arthropoda; Insecta; Hymenoptera; Formicidae
Product: tRNA-splicing endonuclease subunit Sen15
Exons: 4
Coding region: 174-731 (185 amino acids)
Biological process (GO): tRNA splicing, via endonucleolytic cleavage and ligation
Molecular function (GO): nucleic acid binding
Source: RefSeq, a predicted model, not a curated record
UCCUGUGGCGACUGGCAUGAAAUGAUCGCGAGUGACUUGGCAAUGUGUACGUGUAAAUAUAUUUUAUUGUUUAUAUUUUGCAUUUUUUCAAGCCAUGAUGUGCAAAAUGAAAUAAUAAUUUGACUUCGUAGAAGGACGAGACAUACAAAAUUUUUUUUCACGCUUAUGAGAAAAUGUACGACAUAUGUCAUCCUAGUUAUUAUCAUUUAUGCAAACUUGGCUGUAACGAUCCUGUGAAAACAAGUACCGCCUUUUAUGUCUACAUUGAACUGUGCGAAGUAAAACGAUACUGGGAUGUCAAAUAUAAGUAUAAGGAGGAACUUGAUCUAUUUUAUCUCGAAGUAAAAAAACGAGAGCAUUCUUCACUGGAAAUCUAUAUACCUUGGCCAACCAAGUACAGCAUUUCCAUUGAUAAAAUUGAGAAAAUGCAACAGGCAUUACAAAAUGAACGAUUGACAUUUGUAUUUAAAUCUGAGGAUAGCAGCAGUGUUUUGUAUACAAUAAGCGCGGGGCUUAUAAAACCAGCGGCACCAGAAGCAACUAAACAACUGAAAGAAAAAGAAGAAAAGAAAUAUAAUUUGGAGACAGAGAUUCGCAGGAAUACAUCAAAUUUAUAUGAAUUAGCAAAAACUAUAGUUUUUGCUCAUGAAACAAAAGAUCAAAAUACUAGUUCUGGUCCAAGUGUUAUUGUAGAAUCUUCAAAUACUGAUUCUAGUUUGGAGAUAUUAUGAUAUUUUUU